Molecule: messenger RNA, 1059 nt
Organism: Pediculus humanus corporis (human body louse)
Lineage: Eukaryota; Metazoa; Arthropoda; Insecta; Psocodea; Pediculidae
Product: TD and POZ domain-containing protein, putative
Exons: 2
Coding region: 1-1059 (352 amino acids)
Biological process (GO): proteasome-mediated ubiquitin-dependent protein catabolic process; regulation of proteolysis
Cellular component (GO): cytoplasm; nucleus
Molecular function (GO): ubiquitin protein ligase binding
Source: RefSeq, a predicted model, not a curated record
AUGUCAAUACCUGGAGAAGGAAUCGAAAUAAUUGUACCUUCGGUAUCGGAUGCAACGUUUAAAUAUACGUGGCGUAUAAAAAAAUACGGAAAGAUAAACAAGAAAAAAGAUUUUUUCGACAGUUGUCCGUUCGAAUAUAAUGCCAAUGGAGAAAAAACAAAUUGGAGUUUGUCCAUAAGAUACUGGAAAGGUGCGGAAGGGAAAAGAUUAAACAAUCCUGUCGUUUUAUGUUUGAAUCUUUUAAACAGUGCGGUACGCGAACCUAAACAGGUAACGGGAGCGUUUCAAUUUGGAAUUUAUAAUACGGGAUCAAAACAAUGGGAAACAUGUCCGUCGAGUCGAACCGUUUUAAAUAUGCCAUCGUUAGAACUCAUGUCUGUCGGAUAUAGAGAUUUAAGCAUUCACGAUCGACAUUUAGAACUUAAAACAAAAACGAUGAACGUUUUCGUCAAAAUAAAACUCAUAUUCACGGAAAUGGAAAUAAAUAGUUUAAAUCAAGAUUUGAAAAGAUUACUCGAUUCCGCCUCGUCCACGGGGGAUGUCGUCAUCAAUUGUUCCAAUUCUCGCAGGAUACCUGCUCAUAAAUGCAUUUUAAUAGCGAGAUCUCCAAUAUUAGAAGAGAUACUAUUACACUCGAACGAAAUUAAUAUGGAAAAUUUAUCUGGAGAAGUAGUGGAAGAAAUACUCAGAUACCUUUAUACGGAUCGAAUUGAUAAUUUAGAAAGUCACGCGAACGUUCUCAUAUCAAACGCAGAUAAAUUAGGACUUCCGGGUUUGAAAUCCGUAUGUGAAAGAUUUUUAAUAGACUCGAUAAAACCGGAAAACGUUCCUUCGUUACUCCUACUUUCCGAACAAUUUUCCUGCGACAACCUUAAAAAAGCCGUUAUGUUAUACUGUGAAGAUAAUCCGAAUUCGAUCAAUAAAACAAUGGCGUGGAAAGUAUUGGAAAAAGUAAAUCCAGAAUUGUUUGUGGAAGUUUGCGAAGCAGGUUUGGGCAGUUCGAUCUCGAGCAAUUUGGAUAGCGAUCCAGAUUCAAACGAUUUAGAAGAAAAAGCUUAA